Molecule: messenger RNA, 4608 nt
Organism: Galleria mellonella (greater wax moth)
Lineage: Eukaryota; Metazoa; Arthropoda; Insecta; Lepidoptera; Pyralidae
Product: autophagy-related protein 13 homolog
Exons: 2
Coding region: 1048-2316 (422 amino acids)
Biological process (GO): autophagosome assembly; protein localization to phagophore assembly site; piecemeal microautophagy of the nucleus
Cellular component (GO): cytosol; phagophore assembly site; extrinsic component of membrane
Source: RefSeq, a predicted model, not a curated record
GACUAUAUGGGACCAGGAAAAGUCGAGUACUCAGGAAGAUUUGAAACAAAAUAUACAUAGGCUUGUGCGCCAAGAAUAAGAUCCAAUGCUCCUUCCAUCAUUCUGUUAAAUUGGACAUCUACAUCAAGAAAGAGGCACAAACAGACAUACAGAAGAUGAUGAUGACAUUUUUUUUUAUACAACUUAGAGUGGCAAACAAGCUGACGGCCCACCUGAUGGAAAGUGGUAACCGUCGCCUAUAGACAUGAGCAGUACCAUGGACAUGACAGAGUAUACUGUUUUCCAUGCGUUGCCAUUUCUGAGGACUCAGGUGUUAUUCCCCCGUAUCCAGUAAAUUCAUUGCCCUAUCCCAUCCUUCAAACCGAAACAUAGCCAUGCAAACACAACUGCUUUAUGGUUGAAACACAAAUGGGACAGAGGUACCCAAGCAAUCGAAUUUUGUACAAAGUCUCCCUCUGGUAAUACUUCUAAUGUUAUCACUUAAGGUGUUACGAGUAUAUUUAUAUAUGUUUGACACAUUGUCAUAUAUGAUUCACUCUUUUAUAUCAACAACAAAACUAGCUAACAAUUGCUAUUCGAAAAUAAAAUCUGUUGCUUGGCAUUUAGGUGCCUAUUACAUUGUCAUAGUUUAUUCUCUCUAUUAUUAUUAACAAUCUCACAGUCAGGACUUUUUACCUCUCACGGUAUUAUGUAUAGAAAACUGGGCAGGUACUGAAGGAAAGAGACAGCGGUGUUUGUUGCCUUUACUCUUUUUAAUUUUAUCACGUGUAUUUGAACUAACAAUUGUGUUUAAAUAGUAAUUGUGUUUGCUAGAAAGAGACAAAACACUUAAACAAAUGUGUGUUGUUUUUGUAAGAUAAUGGGGUUUGUAGUCAGUUAGUGUCUGUGAUGGUUUCUGUUGUGACCCAGUGGCGGUGUUGAGUUUUUAAAAUAAGUUAAUGAACAAAUCAACGACAAAGAGUGGAUUGCAGCAGUAUAUGUAGAAUAACCCCUGCAUGGAACGGAACAUUAGACGUUAGUAGUCAUAGCACAAAGUAGUAAUGCAAAAUGGCGCAAAACGCAGCAUCCUCUAGCAUCAACGGCAAAAAUGAGUUUACAAAACUCAUAAAGUUCCUAGCAUAUAAAGGGGUACAAGUUAUUGUAGAGUCCCGAAAGGGGGUUAAAUUAGAGCCAAAUAGCAAACCUAUAUCAUCAGACUCUGGUUGGUUCAAUCUACAAAUACCGGAUUCCCCGGAAGUUAAUCAAGCCACAAAAAAUGCCUUGCCUUCAGAUCAGGUCUUAGAGACUAUUCAGUCGCGGUUGCAUGUUGAAAUAUCAGUACAAACUGAAGAUGGUGAUGAAAUAGUGCUAGAGUUGUGGACUUUCCAUUUGGAUGAGGCAGAUUUUGAUAUGUCAUUAAAAGCCAUAAACGCAAUAUACAUAAGAAUGGGCAUACUUCUGAAGUCUCUUAUCACCAUCACGCGAAUGUCUCCUGUAUACCAUUUGUCAAGGGUACAAAGGUCCGAACCUUUCACCAUUUUCUACAGAGUGUACAACGGCAAAUCGAAUGUUAAAGCUUUAGGGACAUCGGUAAAGAAAAUGCAAACUGCCAUGCUCAAAACACCUUUAGGUGGUAUUUAUUUCAAAGUCGAAUACAUAGCUAACUUCUCUAUCAUACCAAACAAGUGUCAAUACACUGGUACUCUGUUGCUAAAGAGUGACCAUUUUGAACUUAGCGCAAAGAACAUAUUAUUGGAGUCGAACAAGAAAAAGGAGUACAAGGGUAAAGAGAAAAAGCCUGCCAGACCAAUUGACCUGAAUAAGCCCCUACGCCAUGCGGCGUUCGUCGACGAAAUUCUGCUCGAGAGAACUGUCAAGGAUUUUCUUACCAGAAUAUCCGUUCCGAACCGCCGUCCACAACUUCGACGUAAAAGUCCGCCCAAAGAAGAAGCCGUCGAAUCGAAGAGCACUCAAGAUUUAGACAUAGCUGUCGUCUCAAAUAGUCCAACGUCUUUGGAAAUGCCACCAAAGAAGUUCUCGGGCAUUCGUGGUGAGAAUGAGCCGCCUUUAAAACUCUUAUGUAUUCCCUUCGCUGAUAAUCACCCUAUCAGGGAAUUGGCUGAGUUCUACAAAGACAUUUUUAAUGCUCCACAUUUGAAGCUCGCCGAUGACUUGAUUCGUUCCAAGUCAAAAAGCGCAGAAUCGAUAGAAAAAGAAUUAGAGGAGGCUAACGAAGAUCUAGCCGAGGAUUUAAAGAUAUAUGAAAAUUCGGCUAUUGAAUUUGACAAGCUAGUAGCAGACAUGUGCCAAUCGGCCGAGUGCAUUCAACUCGACUGAUUGGCACAUGUCUGAACUGAACUGAAGGAAGCUUAGAAGAGAAGACUGUUUUAAGACUGAUGUACAGUAUGGAAUGACUGGUUUUUAUUUUAAAUUAUUAUCAUUGAUUAUUUUUCUCUUUUUUAAAGACUAUUUGACUUCUAUUUUUACUGAAUAUGGUAAAUAAUAAAAAAAAAAAAUUUUUGUAAUACAAAUAUGUUCAAUAGUUAAUACGUAUUAAAAAAAAUUGACUUUCGUAUAUUUAUUCUUAUUUUGUAUAUGUAUUUGUAAAUAGUGUAAUUUAUAAGGCAAACAAUUUUUUAAUGGGUGAUAAUGGAAUGGUAACCCCACCCGCGCUAUCGCUAUACACCGGUGGGGCACCAGUGAAGGAUGAUAGGUGAGAAUGAAGCAGAUCAGUUAGCUCAUCAUGACGAAUUCAAUAAGAAUUGUUCACGAUGGUUUCCAGCGGGAACCACGUGCGUAAUUUCUGUAUGAGCAAGUUAAAAGUUUUUCUAAUAAGUUGCUCUGUCACGAAACGUCGAUUCCGAUAAAGAAAUAUACGAUAGACUUAUCGAAUUUUAGUAGAGAACAGAAUUACGUAAGAAACGCGCUAUAAAGGACUAUAAAAAGAAGAAUAAAAAAAAUAUUUUGUGUUACUGCGACACGCAUGAAAAAAAAAUGUUACUAAUUUUAUGCAUUCUGAUAUUGAUUUUGUUUUUUUUUUUAAUUUUAUGUACAUGUAUCUAUUUUUUAUCUUUUUUCACUUUGCAUUUGUGUCUUUUGCUGUUUGUGUGCUGUAAGUGAUGCAAAUAAAUUAUUUAUCUAUGCAUAUAAUAUUUUUUUUCUUUCUAAUUUUUAGGUCCGUUAGUAAAAGAAGUUGUUUAAAUUUUGUUUUUAUUAAUAAAUCUCUAUUUGACUUUUAAUUGUAUGUCGUUGGAAAAAUGUAAUCGGAAUACGACGACAAAAGGACAUAUGAAAAAUCUUAAAUUUUAAAGAUCAAUGUAGUAGAUAUAAAAAAAAAUGUUCAAACAUUAUUUACAUAAUCAUGUUAACUGAAGGAUUUUUUUUGUUUUGUAAAUAUUAUACAAGUGUAUAUUGGGUUUUUGACAUUUUGACAGAAGGAAUUUAUGUAUAUUUGUGUAUAAUUGUGAUUCAAUUAUAAAUUCCUUCUGUUAUGCUGUAUGUACCAGUUUAUUAUAUUCUAGAUAUAAGAUUAGAUAUGUAAAUGUUCCUUUACCUAUAUAAUUAAGAUUUGGCUAUACAUAUUUAGCUCGUGAAGAAGGCUAUGUAUAGUGUCUUUGUCUUAAUCAAAUAUUUUAAAAGCAAACUCAGUUUUCAAAUUGCUAUAGUUUGGCACUAUUUUUAAAAGGUCUUUUGUUUAGGGCAUUAGGAUAGAUAUUGUUAUAACCGGCCUUGAAAAGAAAUUGUGUUAUUGUAAAAGUAGGUAACAGGCUUUAAGAGAUAUCCUCAGAUGAGUGGGAGUGCAAGGGGCAGUCAUAUUGUUUUUGGACAAAACGAAGCUUUUUUUUUAAUGGAUGAAAAUGGUAUGGUAACCCCGCCUGCGCUAACGGGAUACGCUGGCGGAGCACCAGUGAAGGGUGAUAGAUAAGAACGAAUACAGGCCAGUUAGCCCAACAUGAUGAAUUCAUUAGGAAUUAACCAUGAUAGUUUCCAGGGGGAACCGCGAGGAGGUCGACCUGGUUGGGUAUAUUGCUAGCAAUGGGAUUCUCAGUCUCCAUUACUAACAAUCCCUUUCCCCCCAUCUAUAACGCUUUGGUAUCAAGCAAACUCUGUAAUGUAGUGUCUGUAAUAUAAAUUCAAUAACUCGAGAAUAAAAAUGGUUGUUCUUGGCGGAGAGUUUACACAGAGACACUGUCUAGGUGUUAUAUAUCUAAGGGCAAAUUGUUGUAAUUCUGCAAAGUGAUCUAGUCCAUAAUAUGUAAAAUCUAGUCGUCAUGUUACAGAACACAAUUUUUUAAAGUUAUCACAAUAAUUUAUUUGUUUAGAUAGUUUACGCAUCCGCCUUUAAAUUGUAGUUUUAUCGCUUAAUAAAAAUAAAAUAAUUGGCAUCGUAGGAAAAGAUUUGGAUAAUUUAGUUUACUACUAUUUAUAAUAAUGGUUAAUAUAAAAACCUGGGUGAUUGCAGUGUGUAGUUUUUUUUUUAUUUCAUUCAUGGGACAUUGCUUGUGAGAUUUGCAAUAUAUUUCCUUAAAACCUGCUAGACAAAACAGUUUAGUUUUAAACUUAGUUCCUAUAUAUUAUGUUCCUAUCAUUUUUGUGGCUGGUUUAUUUAAAAUAUAUUCGUUAAAAGAA